Messenger RNA from Olea europaea var. sylvestris, 3226 nucleotides. Its product is annotated as transcription factor bHLH121-like. Lineage: Eukaryota; Viridiplantae; Streptophyta; Magnoliopsida; Lamiales; Oleaceae. Bases 190 to 1158 code for a protein of 322 amino acids. The record is from RefSeq and is a predicted model, not a curated record. Gene Ontology annotation, biological process: intracellular iron ion homeostasis. Gene Ontology annotation, molecular function: protein dimerization activity; DNA-binding transcription factor activity. The transcript is spliced from 6 exons.
AGUCCAGUUGCCUUAUAAAUUUUUGCAAACUGGAUAACGGAAACUCCCAACAAUUUGAUGCCACCUAUCAAAAUCAGAACUAUCGAAAUGGAUAACCAGUCAGAAUUUCACUAACAAGGCCAAGAAAUUGAAAAGAAUCCGCAUUAUUAGGUUUCUAUUUCGAUCAACAAUCAAUCUCAAUUCUCAGGUAUGGAUCAACUGGACUCCGACCCGCUGUUUCAAUCCAUUCAAGCCCCAAAUAAUUUCCAACCCCAGCCUGAUUUGCGUUUGCCCUCCAGUCGAUCGCAGCCCGAUUGCAGGUUAGAGGCAGAAGUCAAGGACUGUAUUGCAGCAAGAAAAGUCCAAAAAGCCGACCGUGAAAAAUUGAGGAGAGAUCGUCUGAAUGAUCAAUUCACAGAGUUGGGGAAUGCCCUUGAUCCAGAUAGGCCUAAAAAUGACAAAGUAUCCAUUCUUACUGAUACAAUUCAAAUGCUGAAAGACUUGACUGCUCAGGUUGACAGACUAAAAGCUGAAUAUUCAACGCUUACUGAAGAAUCUCGCGAGUUGACUCAGGAGAAGAACGAUCUAAGAGAAGAAAAAACAUCUCUUAAGUCUGAUAUUGAGUGUCUUAAUGCCCAGUAUCAACAGAGAUUGCAGUCCAUGUACCCAUGGCUCGGGAUGGAUCAUUCCGUUGUCAUGCACCCACCUACUUAUCCUUUUCCAAUGCCAAUGCCCAUACCCACAGGACCAAUUCCCAUGCAUCCAUCUGUUCACCCGUACCCCUACUAUGGGAAUCAAAAUCCCACGACUUUUGUUCCAUACGUGACCCAUAAUAAUACCAUGAUGGAGCAGCAAUCAACACAUGUAUCUCAUGUUGCACAGCCAGGUAACAGGUCCCAUGUUUCAAGCAAACAAGAUUCAAGGAAUAAGUCAUCAGAUGGGGAGAGUAGUAUAGAAAAAAGUGAUGAUUCAAAUGAUGUUGCAACUGAUCUAGAGCUUAAGACACCUGGAUCUACGUCAGACCUAGAUUCCUCGUCGAAACAAAGAAAAUCAAGAAAAUUGCCUAGGAAGGAAAACAGCCACACUGAUGGAAGUUCUUCAAGUGGGUGUUUGUCUGCCCACAGUUUGCAGGCUACAUCAUCUACUAGCAUUGCUGGUGGUGCAAAGAGCGAUGUCUGACCCAAGAAAGAGAGGGAUAACCAGAACGAUGAAAAUUUUGUUCUGGGUAUUUCCUGGCGUUCAGAUGGGUGGGUGUGACAGAGAAGGUUAGAACACUUGGGUUUGUAUUUAUACUGAAAAAAUCACUUACCUGAUUCUUCAAGGUGGCAUAUUUCCAUUAAUUGAUUAUAGUAUAUUUUCUUAGCAUGUCUGACCCAUUGUAUCGUGCUCUUGGAGUCCAUACUUAUAUCUGUAGAUGGUCUAUGUGCCAGUUCUAAUUAAAUUGGUUCCUGCUCUACUGAUGCAGAAGAGUAUUAAUUACUACUGUAACAUGAAAAUCAAUGCUAUUUGCACCUAUUAUGGCUCACUCGGUGGAGUGUUUAUGUGUUUGGCGUGUUAAUGAGAAGAAUUGCUGUUAUUUGUUAUCAGAGUAUAUUGUGCAAUUGUCGGUUACUAUCACUUAAAUUGCUAUCAUUCUGUAAGAUGAUACCUCUUUGGAUUAUCCCUUUACACGUCAUCGUAUUUUUUUCAGUCUUGCAAGGUUUAGCCUUGAGCUAUAUAUUUUUGGUAAGCAAGCAGAUACUCUCGACUGUACAUGUAUGCUCCUGCUUUGUUUAUUCUUGUCAAACCUUAAUAGAAAGGAUCAUUUGUUUGGUCGGAGUCAUUGGACUAUCUCAGUUAUGUCUUGUGAAUGACAUGUUCCUUUUUAGUAACUGCAUAAUAAACAGGAUCUGCAAAUUGAGCUACUUCUUUCUUUUGCUAAGGAAUUUAUCCGUAGCAAAAGGAUCUCACAACUGACAUUAUGAGCUAUUUCUCUUUGAUGGUAUUUCGAUCCCUUCUUUUUUGUCCAUAAAAAUGUGAAGUUCCGCCUUAUGUGGCUUCAAUCUAUUGGAAUAAGCAUAUGUCAGGUAAUGGAAUAAUAAUGUAUUUUUUUACUUAAUGCUAGGAUCAUCCUAAGCUUGGGCAUGCUGAAAUUGUGUCAUGAUUUAUAAUUUAUUGCAAAAUUGCUUGAAUAUAUGUAAUAUACAGUAUCAACACCAAUGGCAGAGAGUGAUUUGUUCUCUUUUUUAGAUUUGGACUUAGUUUGGACUUUUCAAUUAAUAUGCAACAAUCCGUCACACGUGCUCGAUAUUAUCAGUUUUUGAGCCUUAUGAGGACCUGUCGCAGUUCAUGUUGUAAAGGCCACGAUAGUAGUUUGUCCAAUCUUACAUGUAUACAUGUUUGGUUUUGCUUAAAAGUAAGUCAAACUCAAUUCUAAGUUAGUUUUUUCUGUGGACUUUCGUCGAUGGUAGAAUGCGUUUAUUUAACAUGCCUCAGAUUUCUCAAUAGAGGAUACAAAUAGGUAUCAACAUCUGGAGUAGGAUGUAAUCCAACAAUAAAGGUAGCAAAGGAAAUCCUACACUCAAGGCACAUAUGCCUUGUACCACAGCUAACUUAGUAAUCAAGUUACCUUACCUCUGUCCUCUAUAUAAACCAUAUAUGAAAAACAAGAGAAGCCGAAAGGAAAUGGAUCAGGUUAAUAUGAUGCGAAGUCCAGAAUGGAAACAAGGGUGGACGACCCAGACUCUAGGCUCGAUCUCUGCCCCACCCCGCCCGUUGCUGGUCAUAUUCACCAUUGUCAUGUUCUUCUUGUCUCUGUCUCAAUAUAAAAGCUACAAGGAGCAUACGUACAGUGCUGCUAUCAGUUUCGAUUUAUUCCUGUACUUGGUGCCAGUUUUUCUGAUCUUCUUCAUGCGGUCGAGCCUCUCAAGUUCAAUAUCCAACUUCUGGUCUUCACAACCUAGAAAUGUAAGGCACAACUGGGCUCGUGGAAUGGCAGGAUUCCCCUGGGGUGUGGCCCUUUUGGUGGUGGUGCUGCUAGUGCUGGUGUAGUACCAGUCCUCGUUUCACUCCCAGUGGUUCCCUCUGUCAUGAUCAGAUUGAGUAAAAAACAGUUAAACUGUCCGGUCGAGUGUAAUAUAGUGAAAUUUUUGUCACCAUGUUGAGUAUCGACCUUUAGCGUUAGAAUGAGACAAUCUUAUAUCAGAAUGACUAUUAGCAUCAGUUUACUAAGAACAAGAAUUUCGAAAUGUAUUAACCCUCUAUGGCU